This is a messenger RNA of Osmerus eperlanus (European smelt), 4906 nucleotides long. Its product is annotated as clathrin interactor 1-like. The record is from RefSeq and is a predicted model, not a curated record. Lineage: Eukaryota; Metazoa; Chordata; Actinopteri; Osmeriformes; Osmeridae. Gene Ontology annotation, biological process: endocytosis. Gene Ontology annotation, molecular function: clathrin binding; phospholipid binding. Gene Ontology annotation, cellular component: clathrin vesicle coat; endosome; plasma membrane. Bases 194 to 2053 code for a protein of 619 amino acids. The transcript is spliced from 11 exons.
GCCUCUUUGCGACUCUGACGUACGACCAACGUCUCCGUGGUAACUCGACCGGCCCGUGAACCGUUAACCGAGCUGGCUCAACGAAGGGGACCGGGGAUUGUGUUGUAAGUGUUUAGGAUCCAAGUCCAUCUGCGAGUGGCGAAGGAUUGGGCGGCGCAUUACUGCGGCGGAGAGCUCGUGUCAGAGCGUCAAAAUGCUGAAUAUGUGGAAAGUCAGGGAGCUGGUGGACAAAGCCACCAACGUGGUAAUGAACUACUCAGAGAUCGAGUCCAAGGUGAGGGAGGCCACCAACGAUGACCCCUGGGGACCUUCAGGACAGCUGAUGGGGGAGAUCGCCAAGUCCACCUUUAUGUAUGAGCAGUUCCCUGAGGUGAUGAACAUGUUGUGGACCCGGAUGUUGAAGGACAACAAGAAGAACUGGAGGAGGGUUUACAAGGCUCUGCUGCUGCUGGCCUACCUGAUCAGAAACGGCUCCGAGAGGGUAGUGACCAGCGCCCGGGAACACAUCUAUGACCUGCGCUCCCUGGAGAACUACCACUUCAUAGACGAGAGUGGGAAAGACCAGGGCAUCAACGUGCGUCAGAAGGUGAAGGAGAUGGUGGAAUUUGUGCAGGAUGAUGAUCGUCUGAGAGAGGAGAGGAAGAAGGCCAAGAAGAACAAGGACAAGUACAUAGGAGUGUCCUCAAACAGUACGGGAGGGGGCUUCAAGACCUCAUCCGAGUGUCUGGAGGGCGAGUCCAAGGGAAAGUGGGAGGAGGACUGGGAUAAGAGCAAGGGGGCAUUCCCCUUCAGCGAGAAGCUUGGAGAGAUCAGUGAUAAGAUCGGCAGCACCAUCGAUGACACCAUCAACAAGUUCAGGAAGAAGGACCGAGACGAUUCCCCAGACAGACUCAGUGAUGGUGAGGAUGACCGCGCCUCCAGGAACGGCCGGACGGGGAAGCUGGAGUUCAAAGACGAGGAGGAAACCGUGACGACCAAGAGCAUCCAGAUCACCCAGGCAACGGAGACAACCACCACCACCACGCGCAAGCGAGGUGGAGUUCCCUCCAAGACGGUGGACCUGGGCGCCGCCGCACACUACACUGGGGACGGGGGCAGCCCUGUGGCUGAGAACGGCAAGUCGUCGGUCAGCCAGUCAUCCAGUAGUGGCCUUGCAGACCUGCUGAUGGUGGACCCUGGCUCCACUACCACUGCUCCUACAGGUGGAACCUCAGACCUCAUCGGGGGCUUUGCAGACUUCUCCUCACCAGCUGCCUCUGCCAGCCUGCCCUCUUCUGUAGCUGCGCCGACCAAUAUGAACGGAGAGUUUGGCGACUGGAACGCCUUCUCCACCAGCCCUUCCGCCCCUGUAAAAAACGCUAUCACAGACCUGUUCGGCAGUGUCCAAUCAGCUCCAGCUCCCGCCUCCAACCCUGCCCCUCCUUCAGCAGACCUGUUUGACCUGAUGUGCGGGGCUAAUCACCACGCCAUGCUCAGUGCCUCUCAGAGCAUGACGUUCACUGUGGGUGGAGCCAGCAGUGGGCCCUGCCUCCCUCUGUCACACUCCCAUCAGAGUUUCGGGGCGUUGCAGGGCGUCGGUCUUCACACCCAGCAGCACAUGGGGCUGCAGAAGCCUGGAGGUCAGGGGUCACUGCCCUCCACCUGGUCUGACCCCAGCGUCAACAUCAACCUGGACUUCCUAUCAGCUGGUCUAGGAGAAAAGAACUCCCAGCCCAGCCUCAAUAACAUUAUCCAACAACAAGGCGUUCAGCCGCCCGUCAACCUGACCCAUGGCUUUGGGGGCCUAACCCUGAACGCACCACCUUCCAUAACACCCAUCAGGCCAUCCACAAAUCCCAUAAUGGCUAUGGGCAUGCCUGCCUCCAUGGCAACCGGGACCAUGGGGGUGGUCGGGAUGCCCGUGAACCCGGGGAUGAUGGGAUUGAACAUGAGCAUGGGGGUGGCGCCCACUGGCAUGGGUAUGCCAGGCAUGGGCAUGGCGCCAACCCUCAACACCGACAUGAUGACACCCAAACCAGACGCCUUCGCCAACUUUGGCAACUUUGGCAAAUGAGAAGACUGAGGGGGGAGAAGCCAAGAUGGAAGGAUGGAGGAGUCAGUGGUGGGUGGUCAGAGGGGAGGCACAGACUACUGGAACUAAACUAAGUAACAGUGUUACUAUACUCUGCCCCCUACACACACCCUCCACCUUCUCUGGUAGGAUAUGAAGUGCAUAAAUAGUCAGUUUGUUUUGGGCAGGGGGGGGGCGGGUUGGUCUAAUGUCGGAUAAUGUCUAACCCUAACCCCCCGAUGGUCUAAUGUCGGAUUUUGUGAAUGGCUGAGAACACAUACAUUCUAUACUUUUAAAGCAGGAGAAUGACUGCUGGAGAGAAGCUGAGCUGAGUCUUUUCUACAUCCAUGUCUGAGCUGUGAAGAAUUACCUCACAAAACCCAUACCUACCCCACUGUUACGCUCCUAGCUGACGACUACAAUUGAUGGAGAAAAGCUAAAGUCUGACUGUGUGUGUGUGUGUCUGCCUGCCUGCCUGUAGGUAUUGUUGUGUGUGUUCGUGUGUGUGAGAGAGAGAGAGAGAGAGAGAGAGAGAGAGAGAGAGAGAGAGAGAGAGAGAGAGAGAGAGAGAGAGAGAGAGAGAGAGAGAGAGAGAGAGAGAGAGAGAGAGAGAGAGAGAGAGAGAGAGAGAGAGAGAGAGAGAGAGAGAGACAGACAGACAGACAGACAGACAGAGAGAGAGAGACACAGACAGAGAGAGAGAGACACAGACAGAGAGAGAGAGAGACACAGACAGAGAGAGAGAGAGACACAGACAGAGAGAGAGAGAGACACAGACAGAGAGAGAGAGAGACACAGACAGACAGACAGACAGACAGACAGACAGACAGACAGACAGAGUACAUACUGACCUCUGGUGUCCUAAACAAAUAAAUUAUUGUUUUGUGUUGUCAAAGACUUUUUCAGAUGUGAAAGAGGGAGGAAGAGAGCGAUGGUUAGAAGGAUAAAAAGCUAGACGAGAGGCAAAGGGUGGAGCUUUACCAUGGUCCAUGAGCACUUCUGAUUGGUGUAAUAUGUUUCUCUGUCAUGAUCUGUUUGACUCAACUACAGUCACCUGACCUGAGGGCCCUGUUCCAUAAAGCGAGUUUACCCAAUAAGCCAUGCUUAUGUCAGUUAGUUGGACUCAUUUCCAUUUAAUUCUGUUCCAUAAGCCAGCUCAACGUAGUUCGAACUCAGUUACUAUGGCAACUUAUGCUGUGAAACUAACAGUAGCCUACAAUUGCAAAACAAACCUAAAUCCAUACAUCUAUCCUCCAUUUUCCCGACACACAAACCAUGUUAAGUUACCGUAUUUUUCAGAAAUAAAGCUGCGGUUUAUACCUCGAUUUUACAUUUUUCUUGUGGUGGUGAGGCUUAUAUUUCGAAGCGGCUUAUAGAACAUUUUUAUAACAAAACAGGCUUCAAAAUGUACUAAUGAGAAGGCUAACAAGUAACACUAGCCCUUGUGUAACCUUCGGGUCAUUGUGACCCUUCAGUCAUUGUGACCCACCGUCGUGUUGCUACAACUUUACCGAAUACAAAAAUAAAGUGAAGCAUUUUCUUUUAAGCGUUGCGCCGUCUCAGACCCCCUACAGCGCGAAGGUUAAAAGAAAAUGAUUUACAAACACAAAGCUCCCAUUCUGGUGGGGUGCGGUUCAUAGAAAAUGCAACUUAUUUUCCGAAAAAUACAGUAUGGGCUAUUGGAUAAUGUAUUGGUUGAUAGUAUUUAUUUAAAACAAUGUCAAAAAAGUAAAUGUAGACGUGUUUAGAGGUUGAAUUUUUUUAAAUUAAUUAAGUAAAGGCUUAUAAAAAAGGACCUCGACCGACGUCUGUCGUACAUGUCAAUCAUGGUGUGUCAUUUUAUUUUUGAUGAAGUGGUGGAUGAGCUGUCAUAGUAGGCCUACGUGCCAUUAACCCUUGUGUUAUCUUCGGGUCAUUCUGACCCAUCAGUCAUUGUGACCCACCGUCGUAUUGCGACAAAUUUACCUCAUACAAAAACAAAGUGAAGCAUUUUCUUUUAACUGUCGGGCUGUCUCAGACCCCCCACAUUGGAAUGGUUAAAAGAAAAUUAUUUUUAUUUGUUUUUGUAUUGGGUAAAAUUGGGUAAACACAACGAUGGUUCGUUAUGAACCUUUGGGUCAUGUGACCCGAAGGCAGCACGAGGGUUAAAGAGAUUGUUCUUUCGGUCGUGGACAUUGCUUUUUGCCGUGGUGGAUCGAUAUGAUCCAUGUAACUGUCGGGCUGCUUAAGAAUAGGAUGCACCCGCAAUUAUCAUGACUUCUUGAAUCUGAACUGCAUUAGUCGGAUUGCGUGAACUAGAAUUUGCCUUUAUGGGACCGCUUUUGUCCCGACUGACUGUUAUGUUAAUUCAAGUCAGGUUUGGGACUUUUAUCCCAGUUUUUUUGAGCGGCCUUUGUGGAACAGGCCCCAGGUCAUUGGCUCAGGUUCACCUGGUUCUGUUGUGGUUCUAACCAAUCUGGCUUCCAUAUAGAUUCUAUCUGGAAGUGUUAUCUGGAAGCUCUGUGGUUUCUGUGAGUGUGUGUGUGUGUGUGUGUUUUUUCGUUUCUCUCUCCGUUAGCUGUUGUUGACAGUAACAACAGAACAACCUGUCAUGCUCGGAGGCACUACACUCCACAACGACCAAAUCUUUAUUUUGUUACUCUCAAGUUUAUAGCCGUUAGUUUCAUAUUUUAAUGAGCCUACUUAACUGUCAGAUUCUGUUCAUGUAAUAUCUUAUGAAUGGGAAAGGUACUCAAAUGUAUUUGUUUAUGCAAAUGGGGAGAAGGAUAAAACGCCUCAUUCAUAACGUUUAUUUUCUUUACGGUACCGUUUACGUUUGAAUGCAUUUUCUGUACAUCAUUAAAUAUAUCUACAUCA